AUGGCUAGAGUUUCGAAAGCUACUAAGAAGUUUCAAUCGAAACAUUUAAAGCGUACUCUUGACCAUAGAAAACAGUUAAAAUUACACAAUAAGAAGAUCAAAGGUAGACGUGGGAAUAAAACUGAGGAAGAAAAACGUGACAUUGCUGGCACUAAAGAAGAUCAAAUUCUCAAGAAAUCAGUUAAGGAAGAAGUCUUUAAAGAUUUGUCUGUAGAUAAAUUAUUCAAAAGUGGAUUUUCUAUUCCAAAGAACACUGUUCCAGCUCCUUCAAGAAAUAGAAAGGAUAUUGCUAAUGAUGAUGAAGUUAACCAAGUUGCUAGUGAUUUAGGUAGUGAUGAUGAAGAAUUAAAAAGCUAUUUAAAUAACGAUGCUAAUGAUAAUGCUGGAAUUGAAGAUGAACUGACCACUUCAAACGGCAAGAAUAAAGUUGAAAAAGAUAACUCCAUUGAAAUAUCUACAGCUCAUAUUAAAAAAUGGAGAAAUCAAUUGUCUAAUUGCUCAGAUUCAAAAAUUUUUGAAUCUAUUUUCCAAACAUAUUCUAAUAUAUCCAAUCCAGAAUAUCCGAAAUUGAUAAAAUUUUCUAUUGAAGAAUUACCCAAAAAAAUUGUUUUUGCAGUUCCAUAUCAAAAUAAGAGAAAUUCAAGAUUAUUAAAGACAAAUGUAGAGUCAAAGAAUAUCUCAAGUUCCAUAAAACCAUUUUUGACUUAUAUAAUUUCGUAUGCUUUCGAGAAUUGCGAGAAUACAAUCGAUGAAUUACCAAAAUUUUUAACCAAUAUUAAUAUAUUAUUGCCCUAUAUCGUUACUAACAAAAAAGUUUUGAAAAAAUUAUUAAAUAUAUCAAUUGAAAAAUUGAUUGCCUUAGUUGAAGAUCAACUUGAAGAAAAGGAAGAUGAUAUGGAACAUUCAGAUUAUCAUCUGAUUGAAGUCUUAUUAGAAUGGUUGAAGCAUAUGAUUAAUGAAUUUAAAUCAAGCAUAUUAGAAAUAUUUUUAAAAUUAUCCUACUCUUAUUUUAUUAAUAUUUCACGUAAAACCAAUUCGAAGUCAAUAAACACAAUUGAGAAGUUAAAAUUAAUACUUCAUGAAUUAUUCAUAACAGAUGAAUCCAUUGGUUAUCAAUUGGGUUUCGAAUACUUAAGACAAUUAGCUAUUCAUAUAAAAUCAACUAUGGAUAGCAAUAAUAAUCUAGGUAAAACUACCUCGAGUAAUUCAAAUUCAUUUCUAAUGAUUUAUAAUUGGCAAUUUGUUCAUGCUUUAGAUUUUUGGUCAAGAGUAUUAAUAAAAGCUCAAACUACAUUAAAUAAACCAAAAACAUCGCCAUUAAGACAGUUAUUUAAGCCAUUAAUCCAAGUGUCUAUUGGUGUCAUUAAAUUAGUUCCUACUCCCCAGUUUUUUGCAAUAAGAUUUCAUAUUUUGAAGAUAUUAAUGGAUCUAGCAUCUAAUACUGAUGUUUAUAUUCCAUUAUAUCCAUAUUUAUCCGAGGUUUUAUUUUCAAGUUUGUUUCAAAAGUCUGUUUCAUCGAAAAUUACAGAUGAAAAUAAUAAUAAAUUAAAACAUUUUGACUUUCAAUACAAUAUUAAAUGCUCUCCAUUAUAUUUAAACUCUAAGAUUUAUCAAGAUUCAGUAAUAGAACAAGUUCUCAUUGCCUUUAAUAGAUAUAUCGAAAUUUAUUCUAGAAAUGUAGUAUUUCCAGAAUUAAUGACGCCUAUAAUAAUUUCUUUACGUGGAUUUAUUGAUAGACAUGACGAAAAUAAUAACUUAAAGAAUUUUUGCUCUCAAUUAAAUUCUUUAAUUAAUAAAAUAUUAACAACUUCUGAAAUGAUUCAAAAGGAAAGAGCCAAAAUUACUUUUACACCAGAUAAUAGAUUAGAAGCAGCUCGUUUCUUGAACUUAUGA
Molecule: messenger RNA, 1893 nt
Organism: Henningerozyma blattae CBS 6284
Lineage: Eukaryota; Fungi; Ascomycota; Saccharomycetes; Saccharomycetales; Saccharomycetaceae
Product: nucleolar complex 2 family protein
Exons: 1
Coding region: 1-1893 (630 amino acids)
Biological process (GO): ribosomal large subunit biogenesis
Cellular component (GO): nucleoplasm; Noc2p-Noc3p complex; Noc1p-Noc2p complex
Source: RefSeq, a predicted model, not a curated record